UGUACUGGACGUAUGUAUCUACUCAAAAGGAGUGCAAGGCAAAAAAGAAUCAAUACAGAGAGGGAGACGGAGAGAGGCUUCAACCCACGCACGCACGCACCAAUCCGAGCAUCCAACGCCCCCCGCUCCCGCUUCAUCGUCCCUUGUAUAAAACCCCGCGCCUUCCACCCAUCCACCCAUCCAUCCACCCGCUCUGUUCUUCCUGCUGUGCUCUCCACCAUCCACCCAGAUCAUCCAUACCAUACGCACCUCGUCCACUGACUGAGUAGGAUGCCGUGGGUGUUCUCCCAUGUCGUCGUCCUCUGAUCAUCAUCGCCGCCGCUCCGCCGAUAGGCAGCGCUCCGGGAGGACAUGCGAGCUGGGUUCAACGGGCCUGACGCGAUCGUUAUGACAAGUGGCGCCGUCGCGUGUUACUACAGAUUGACGCAGGUCUGCCAGGUGAGGACAGAGCCUCCCGCACCGAAAAACUAGCCGAAUACUUCCGCCAGCUGCUCAAGCCCGUGACGUAGAUUCCACCACAGAAUCCACCACAUCGACCAGACACUCCAUCCAAAAUAGCCUUAAACUAACCGAAUCAAUUUUGAAUUGAACCUGAGAAAGUCCAGCUCCAGCUAACCCGAACCACCAUUGAAUUCUUCUUGUUCGUUUUCCUUCCCUUCGAAAGCAACACCUGUCAUUUCCCUUGAAUUCUCCACCAAACCCAUCCAUCCACAAAGACAUCUGUAGGAGUUGAUCGAGCAGCUAGCAGCAGCAAGUGAAGUGAUGCAGGGAGAUCCAGGCUACGGGUACGGUGGCUACGGCGCCGGCUACGGGUAUGGUUACGGCGGUGGCUACGGUGCCGGCUAUGACAUGGCCGGGUACGGCAACGGAGCCGGAGGAGGUUACUACACCAACGACCGGUACCCCGCGGCGGCGCCGCCUGCCUAUGAGGACCCGCUCGCCGGACGGAGGCAGCACGAUUUCCCGGCUCCGCUCACCGGGCUCGAGUUCCAGCCGUCGGACACCUGCCCCAAGAACUACGUCAUCUUUGAUCAGACCUAUGACCGGAGCAGGGUCAUGUACCACCCGUCGCUGGCCAACAACUUCGGCUCCUCCGGGGGCUACGACCAGCAGCACUGCAACAACGGCGGCUACGACCAGAACUACGUCGGCAAGAGCACCUACUACGGCGGCGACCAGGACGGCGGCGAGUGCUCAAUCCGGCAGAAGGAGGACACCGACGAGAUCGACGCGCUGAUGAGCUCCGGGGACGGCGACGAGGAGGACGACGUGCUGAGCACGGGUCGCACGCCUGCGUGCCGCGGAGGGGGCUCGCCGGACUCCACCUGCUCCUCCGGGUACGUGGUGAGCGUCAGCCCGACUGGCAACGUCACCGGCGCCGGCGGAGGCGGCGAGAGGAAGAAGGAACGGAUGAAGAAGAUGAUGAAGACGCUCAAGGGGAUCAUCCCCGGCGGCGACCGGAUGGACACGCCCGCCGUCCUGGACGAGGCCGUCAGGUACCUCAAGUCGCUCAAGGUGGAGGUGAAGAAGCUCGGGGUGCGCGGAUCAAGAAGCUAGGGAGGGAUAGCGACCUCACAUGGCAAUGCAGGUCGAGUCAAUGAUGGAGGCAGAUAAGACGGGGAAGUUGGUGCUCGCUCCUUUUUGCGCUGCCAUGAUGCCAUCUGCGUGGAGCUCUCGAGGAUCAGUGGAAAGGAAUGAUAUGGAAGGAUUCAGUUGCCGCACGCGCCCCUCCCUCUAGUUGCGUGCGUGCCUGGAUUGUUGCUUUGCUUUUGUAGAAGUUGCUGUUUUUCUUCCUCCCUCCCUCCCCUCCGUCCUUCUCGUAUCUCUAGGUGCCGGUGCCGGUGCCGGCUGGUGUUGUAACUAGCAUGCUGAUUAUAUACACCGUGUUUUUGUUUA
Molecule: messenger RNA, 1896 nt
Organism: Hordeum vulgare subsp. vulgare (domesticated barley)
Lineage: Eukaryota; Viridiplantae; Streptophyta; Magnoliopsida; Poales; Poaceae
Product: transcription factor bHLH144-like
Exons: 3
Coding region: 763-1557 (264 amino acids)
Molecular function (GO): protein dimerization activity
Source: RefSeq, a predicted model, not a curated record